This is a messenger RNA of Phaethon lepturus (White-tailed tropicbird), 1095 nucleotides long. Its product is annotated as sterol 26-hydroxylase, mitochondrial. Gene Ontology annotation, molecular function: heme binding; oxidoreductase activity, acting on paired donors, with incorporation or reduction of molecular oxygen; monooxygenase activity. Gene Ontology annotation, biological process: cortisol metabolic process; cellular response to peptide hormone stimulus; glucocorticoid biosynthetic process. Lineage: Eukaryota; Metazoa; Chordata; Aves; Phaethontiformes; Phaethontidae. Gene Ontology annotation, cellular component: mitochondrial inner membrane. The annotation marks the transcript as partial. The record is from RefSeq and is a predicted model, not a curated record. The transcript has 8 exons.
CUGAUGUCCCGGCGCAUUUACGGCCCCAUCUGGAAGUCCACCUUCGGGCAUUACGAGAACAUCAACAUCGGGAGCCCGGUGGUGCUGGAGCAACUGCUGCGGCAGGAGGGCAAGUACCCCAUGCGAAGCGACAUGGCCCUGUGGAAGGAGCACCGGGACACCCGGCAGCUGCCCUACGGACCCUUCACCGAGGACGUGGCCAACCUGCUCUACCGCUUUGCGCUGGAAGGGAUCUCCUAUAUCCUCUUCGAGACCCGCAUUGGGUGCCUGAAGCAGCAGGUCCCUGCUGAGACCCAGCGCUUCAUCGACUCCAUCAACCUCAUGUUCAAGAACUCAGUUUUCGCCACCGUCCUGCCUCGAUGGAGCCGCAAGGUGCUGCCCUUCUGGGACCGCUACCUGGACAGUUGGGACACCAUCUUUUCUGCAGGCAAGACCCUGAUUGACCGAAAGAUGGAGGAGUUGGAGGGGCAGGUGGAGCGGGGCAAGGAGGUGUCCGGCUACCUGAGCUACCUGCUGGCCAGCGGCAGGCUCAGCCUGGACGAGACCUCCAACACUCUGUCCUGGGCCCUGUACCACCUCUCCCGGGACCCGGCCAUCCAGGAGGCCCUGUACCAGGAGCUGAAAGCUGUCGUGCCUGCCGACCGGUUUCCUGGUGCUGAGGAUAUCCCCAAGAUGCCGAUGCUUCGGGCCGUCAUCAAGGAGACACUGAGGGUCUAUCCUGUGGUGCCCACCAACGCCAGGGUCUUCUAUGAGAAGGACAUUGUCAUCGGAGACUACCUCUUCCCCAAGAACACCCUCUUUGUCCUGGCACACUACGCAAUGUCCCACGAUGAGACCUACUUCCCUGAGCCUGAGCGUUUCCUGCCCCAGCGCUGGCUCCGGGGCCACGGCUCCCCCCACCACCCCUUCAGCUCCAUCCCCUUUGGCUACGGGUUCCGUGCCUGUGUCGGCCGCCGCAUCGCCGAGUUAGAGAUGCAUCUGGCCCUCGCCAGGAUCAUCCAGGCGUUUGAGGUGCGUCCGGACCCUCGUGGCGUGGAGGUGAUGUCCGUGUCCCGCAUCGUCCUGGUGGCCGACAAGCCCAUCAACCUGGAGUUC